UCCCAUUUCCUUUCACGAAUUCCUCCUUUGCUAAGUCCACCUCUGCUCUUACCGCUUCAACCAUUGCAUAAUCCGACUGAAGAACUUGUAUUUCCCCAUUGACUGCAUCCCCAAUUUCAACCUCGAACAACGGAAAAUUAGAAAAUCCGAGUGAUGGUCGCCCGAUCUCCACCAUCACUAGCCAUACGAAGUCGCAAGCCGCCUAAGCCCUCACCGAGACCGCGUCUCGGGUGAAGACAACCGGCGUUGGGGCUGCCACUGCCCCCCUAGCUCUCAGGAACCGGCUUUUAAGACGGUUCAAUUGGGUUCAAUGGGUUUUUAGAAAACUGACUCUCGUAGGUUUGUUUGAUCGGGUUCGACUUGCAAAUGGAGAUAAAUGCAGACCGGACCGGGUGGGUGUUCGGUUCCCAGUUAAACCGAUUUGACCGGCCGGUCCGGUCCGGUUUAAAAACUAUGCCUCAAACUUUUUGUAGAUGUAUAAGGUACGCAUUAUUUGAUAGUUUAAAUAUCGGGAUAAGUAAUGAAUACGCAACUUUUAAUUGCAUAUAAUGAAUUAUAUACAAAACCUUGUAGAAUAUAUAUACAUACAUAUAUAUAUAUAUAUAUAUAUAUAAAACAAGUUCCCUCUCUCUCUCUCUCUCUGCGGGGUCCCCAGAAUCAAAACAGAGAAGAAGAUAAUAUCAAUUUCCUUCGACUUUUUUCUCUUCGUUCUGCGGGUGCAAGAAAUUGAAAAUGGCGUCUUCAAGAAAAUGGGCGCGCUUCAUAUCUUCCAUUGCCUCCUUCACAUACUUCUCCCUCGUCAUCUUCCAGGUCCCUCUCUUCAGGUGCGAUCUUUUUCAUCAAGAAAGACACACCGUGUCUGCCCCCGAAGCGAGGAUGAAGAAGACCUCGUUCUUGCUCCAAGAUUUAGGGUUCCGUGUCGGACGGGGACCUGUAAAUCUCCUCUGCAGGUGACAUCCUCUCAGCUGAUUGCGAGUGAGUUCUUCCCUGAACCUGUGGUGAAGGCUCUUCUCUACCCUGGUGCCGUUGCCGCCUCUGUUCUGAAGAAGAAAGCUCUGCCAAGCUACAAUGACUUGCUAAAAUCAUACGAUUCGAUUCACGUUAAGGAGGUCCGUGCGGCAAUGGAUCUCAAACGAAUAGAGGUUCUAGCAGGAAGCUACUUCAUGGUGGCGGGUGCCCUUAUGAGUCUCAUAAAACCGGUGAGGAUGAGCUUCUUCGGAGCACUUCUGGUUACCUGGGGUCUUUACUCUGAAGUAUUCCCCAGAAAAGCUGCUUACAUAUAUUCUGACAAAGCUAUUCGUAUAUACCCCAUGAUGAUACUGGCCAUUGUUUCGGCUUUCUCCUCUAUGCGGAAGGAUCUAAGGAAAAUUAUUCACAUUUGUAAAAAAUGUCGGUCGAAAGCAAAGCUCGUAUAACUCAAGUUAGAGAGUAAAUCUUCACAUGUUUAGGAUUGGUGGCAGAUCCCAAUUUUGCUCCAUCGUUCGAGAAUAGAGGGGUUAAGACGCUGAAACUUGAAUGUACCUCCUUAGAAGGAAUUGAAAGAUUCCAAUUUUGCACCACUGUUCAAGACUGAAUUAUUAACAGAGCGAAAUUGCUUGUCUACUGGGCAGGAUCGAACAUGUGUA
Messenger RNA from Punica granatum (pomegranate), 1625 nucleotides. The record is from RefSeq and is a predicted model, not a curated record. NCBI's taxonomy places the organism in Eukaryota, Viridiplantae, Streptophyta, Magnoliopsida, Myrtales, Lythraceae.